ACUUGUUGUGUGUUUUGUGUGAUCCGUUUGGGAGAAGGGAGGAAGGGAUGAUGAGGUCGGGUGUCCAGUUAGACCUCUGCGGAGCUGCUAGACAAAGCGCGGGUUCGGCCGGCAGGCUCCUGAGCUUGUCAAAUGCACAGUGAGGCGUAUUCUAGCCUUUGCGGUGACUGGGUGUUUGUGAGAUGCUGGAUUAUUGACCUGAUCAAAGGUAAGGUAGGGUCAAAGUUGUCGGCAGGCCAUACGCCGGUGGGGCAGGGGGCGGGGGCUUUAUACAGCCAGAUUGCAGUUGCGAUUGCGACUGCGAUUGCGACACUUUUGCUGCGACACUUACGCGUUGAGCGGAAAGUGCGGACUAAUGGCUAAUGGAGUCAAUGGACAGAUUGAGGCGCGGAACAAGGCGGAUUAUUAAUGUCUUCUACUGUUCUACACGCAUCCUGAACCGCCUCUCUUUAC
Molecule: messenger RNA, 453 nt
Organism: Canariomyces notabilis
Lineage: Eukaryota; Fungi; Ascomycota; Sordariomycetes; Sordariales; Chaetomiaceae
Exons: 2
Coding region: 133-363 (76 amino acids)
Source: RefSeq, a predicted model, not a curated record